AAACGACUAUUCAACAUUUCGGCCCCGGUCAUGUCUUGCUCCGCUCUGCACGACAAAGAACAGGCCAACGCUGUCCGUGCUGGCGCCAGUUGCAGUGGACUUACAAUGAAAAUGUAUUCAAGGGAUGCUGUGUACCUGAAUAGGUUAACUACAGAAGAUGGACGGAGACAGCUCGACCACCGAUGCCUCCCAGCUGGGCAUCACCGGAGAGUACAUGGCAUCUGGUCACUACGUUCUCCAAUCUCAAGAUGAUGAUGGAGAGGAGAAUCUGAAUGACCAUGAUGACAGUGGUAUCAAAGAGAACUUCAGGGAGCAGGACAUCUAUCUUCCAAUUGCCAACGUGGCUCGCAUUAUGAAGAAUGCUGUUCCUCAGACUGGAAAGAUUGCAAAAGAUGCCAAGGAGUGCGUGCAGGAGUGUGUGAGCGAGUUCAUCAGCUUCAUCACAUCAGAGGCUAGCGAGCGCUGCCAUCAGGAGAAGAGGAAGACCAUCAACGGGGAGGACAUCCUGUUCGCCAUGUCAACGUUGGGCUUCGACAUGUAUGUGGAACCACUGAAGCUUUACCUGCAGAAGUUCAGAGAGGCCAUGAAGGGAGAGAAGGGGAUUCCUGGAGUGGCAGUGGGAGAAGGCCUGGGGGAUGAUCUCACAGACGAUAGCUUCACAAAUCCACUGCCAGCUGGGAUCAUCACAGCAGACGGCCAGCAGCAGAACGUCAUGGUGUACACCACCUCAUAUCAACAGAUUCCAACUGUACAACAGAUCCAGUUUUCAUGACGAGGCCGAACACUGCGGCUCCUUACCAGGCCCGCCCACGCCUGAUGACCUCUGAAGCCACCACAGUCUCAAGGUUAUCAGAUGGACAGGGAGGAGGGGGUGACAUCUGCAGAAACCCUCAUGUACAGAGAAAUCACUACCUAAUGAGUAGAAAGUGUAGUUUCUAGUUGUGAGGUACCAAAUGUUUUGGAGUGCAUCCAAACCAGCUGGAAAAUUAAGGCUUUAUUUUAAAGGCUAGUCUUAUUACAUGAUUUAGUGGUGGAAUACUUCCUGUGUGUGUGUGUGUGUGUGUUGAUUUGUUUGCUUUUAUGCAUUUCUUUCUUUUGAGGCGGUGGUGGGGGGAUUAUGGGAAGUGUUGUAUGGCAUGUUUAUUUUUUAGGCCCUUCUCUGUUUGAAAGGAGAGAAGCCGCAUUGUUAGUGUUGCGUCAGAUCAUGCAGCUCUUUUGUAAGUUAAUACAAUUUACCAUGUUCAUUAAUGUUGUCACUCUUUAAAUAAAAAGUCAGAAGU
Molecule: messenger RNA, 1280 nt
Organism: Epinephelus moara (kelp grouper)
Lineage: Eukaryota; Metazoa; Chordata; Actinopteri; Perciformes; Serranidae
Product: nuclear transcription factor Y subunit beta-like
Exons: 7
Coding region: 158-772 (204 amino acids)
Biological process (GO): regulation of transcription by RNA polymerase II
Cellular component (GO): CCAAT-binding factor complex; nucleus
Molecular function (GO): RNA polymerase II cis-regulatory region sequence-specific DNA binding; DNA-binding transcription activator activity, RNA polymerase II-specific; protein heterodimerization activity
Source: RefSeq, a predicted model, not a curated record